Messenger RNA from Necator americanus (New World hookworm), 354 nucleotides. RefSeq lists its product as uncharacterized. The record is from RefSeq and is a predicted model, not a curated record. The coding region runs from base 1 to 354 and encodes 117 amino acids. The transcript has 4 exons. Lineage: Eukaryota; Metazoa; Nematoda; Chromadorea; Rhabditida; Ancylostomatidae.
AUGAGCUCGUCGAUACCGGAAUUCGGCGAAUGGCUCGCUGAUCGUGGAUUGCUGUGGAAGGAGCGACUUUGCACCAACUGUGGAAGUACAGGCCACGAACUUGCGUAUACAGGUUGGAAAUUGUGGAUAAAGUUGUUGCAUGCAUACUUAGUGAUCGUGGAUUGCUAUGGAGUUCAUUUUCGGUUCUGGAAGAGCGACCGAUUCAGCUGGUACAGUGGAAGUUCCCGCCACGAAUCGCCUCAAAUAAUCGCACGAAAUGCAAUAGAAAACACUUCGAUUUGGAUGCGUCAGAGUGGCCCACCCAACUACAUUUUACCCUUGGAUCUCUUCCCCAUUCUUCCCGCUUGUAUAUAA